Molecule: messenger RNA, 1935 nt
Organism: Hydra vulgaris (swiftwater hydra)
Lineage: Eukaryota; Metazoa; Cnidaria; Hydrozoa; Anthoathecata; Hydridae
Product: SH2 domain-containing adapter protein F
Molecular function (GO): phosphotyrosine residue binding
Source: RefSeq, a predicted model, not a curated record
AAACAUUGUUUUGAUUUUUCCUUUAUGAUCCUUCAUGGCAAUAUAGCCCGAGGGGUGACUAUGAUAAAAUAAUACUUCACCGCCAAGCAGCACAUCACUUUAAACUUAUUAAAUAGGGCAGUGCAUAAAAUAAAUUCAAAAUAUAAAACUUCAUGAAAAGCAGUUUUGUUGUUGUCUAUUCUUAAAUAACGAUCUCGUUAUGGCAGGGAAUUUAGGAAAAUUAUUCAGGUUCGGCGGUAAAAAACCUUCAAAAAAACCUGCUACUGAUUCUGCUAGUGGUAAUUUAUCAGAUGAAGAUGAUGGCUAUGUUGAUCCGACUGAAUCAUGUUCAACUCAACCUCCUGGUUUAACAGGAACUAGACAAAUGAUCCCAAAUUAUCCUCCCCCUCGUCCAGGUAGUUCAUCUUCACCGUUAACAGGGAAAAAAUUGCAGAUAAAAAAAGAUGAGUACCAGGAUCCUUGGGACAGUAAAGAGAUGAGCAACAAUGACAAAUCCUCGAAGUUGAAUGAUACAUAUGAAGAUCCUUUUGAUGCUAUGAAAAGCGAAAAUGAUCUUCAAACUUCUAAAACAUUAAAAACUUCAAAAAGUACUGAUAAUGAAAAUGAUUCUAAGACAUUACCAUCUGACACAUAUAUAGAUCCAUGGGACACUUUUUCUGGUAAAAAUAAGAAAGAUUUGGAAAAUAAACAAAACAGUGUUCCAACUAAAAAAAAAGAUGAUUAUAGUGACCCAUGGGAUUCAAAAAAAUGCACUUCAAAGAGUUAUGACGAGUUUGAUGAUACCUAUUCUGAGCCAUAUGAUAAAAAUAAACACACCGUUAUGGAUUCCACACCACAUGCUUCAGAAUCUGAUGUUGAAGAGCAUGCGGAAUUGUAUGAUAUGCCCUAUGAAGAGCGUGUAAUAUUAGGAGUGGAACCAAAAAUAAAUGGAAAUUUAAAAAACCCUGCUCCUCAUUUACAACCUGUUCCACCUCAACAUGCACCAUAUUCAUCAGCUAAACCCAAACCUAGUUCUUCUAUCUUGCCUACAGCUGGUGAAUAUGAUGCCCCUUGGGAAUGGAAAAUGAAAGAUGUGGAAGCUGAUUUUGAAAAACGGUUUUCAGUAGGAGUUGAAUCAGCCUCAUCGAUUAAACCACCAUUGAACUCCAGCCAUCCCAAUAAAAAGCCUGUUCCUGCUGUAAGAAAUCAAUCUAUUACUUCAAUAAAUACUGCAGUUGUUGCAAACCCUGUACAAAAGCCUGCUCGAUCAAAUAAAGAUGUUUCUGUAUCUAAAGCAGAGGAUCUUUCACGAAAAGAAUAUGAAGUUGAUCCAACAAUCCCACUUAAAAAUCAAGGUUGGUUUCAUGGAGCUAUUCGAAGAGAUUAUGCAGAAGAUCUUUUAAAAUCAAUGCCUGAUUGUAGCUAUUUGAUCAGAGACAGUGAAAGCUCAAAAUUAAACUACUCUUUAUCUCUUAAAAAUAAAGGUGAAACAAUGCAUCUAAAGAUUUCAUGUCAAAAUGGAAAAUACAUCUUGGGAAUGAACAGCAAGCCCUAUGAUACAAUCCCUGAGAUGAUUCAUUAUUAUUCCAUGAAUAAGUUAAACAUCCGCGGGGCUGAGCACGUGAAACUCAUUUAUCCUGUCUUGCAAGAAGCAGUGUAUUUUACAGUUGAGCCUGGAUCAUGAUUUCAUCAAAGAAUCUUAAAUACUUAUUUUUUUAAAUUUUUAUUUUUUAUUUUUUUUAUUUUCUUUAUUUAAUAGUCCAAAGCAGCUACAUAAUAAUGGAUACUUGGGAUUAGAAAGUCAGUGUUUUUGUGUAUUUUGUUAGAAAUUAUUUUUUUUAUGCUUAUUUUCUUAUAUUUAUACAAAUGAUAAGUUUCACAAAAAGUGUUUUUAAGUUCAACUCAGACAGUAUACUCUAGACUUUAUUACUCAGGCAUUAUACUAUAGACUAUUAC